UCAGGCAGUGGGCAGUGGGCAGGGAGGGGCAGGAUCGUGAUCCUGACCAUCCAGCCUCCCACCUACGAGAUCUUCACUAUGAUCUCGCGGGUGGCCCUCAUCUCCACCGGGCGCCUCAUGUACUUUGGCAAGAGGCGUGAGAUGCUGCCCUACUUCGCCUUCAUUGAAUACCCGUGCCCGGCUUACAAGAACCCCUCGGAUUAUUACCUGGACCUGGUGACUUUGGAUGACCUGAGCGCAGAGGCCAUGUUGGAGUCCUCCCAGAGGGUGGAGAUGCUUGCGGAGACCUUCAGGAGGAGGCAGGAGGCCCUCAGUGACCCAGGGUCCCCAGGGCCUCUCCCAGAGGAGGUCAGGAAGGAGAACCUCUGCAUGCAGCUCAUGGGGCUGUGGAUCCGAGCCAUGAUCUUCCAGUUCCCCUACAACAUGGUCCACUGGCUCCUGAUGGCCCUAGUGGCCGGCGUCACGUCCCUGGCCAUCGGCUGCGUCUUCUGGGAUGUCCGGACCAUAUCCUCCUCCUCAGGCUCCCCCACCCCCACGGAACCGACCCCCUCCCAACAGCAGCAGGAAGGGGUCAACAAUAGGGCAGGCUUCCACUAUGCCAUGGCUGGCCUAGGGCCAUGGCCGGUCCUCCUCAUGGCCAUUUCGGAGGUCUGGAGGGACCGGCCUGCUGUGGCCCGGGAUGUGGAGGACGGGCUGUAUUCCCGUGGCGUUUAUAUCGUGACGAAGACAUGCUACAGCUUCCUAGCUGCCGGGGGCGCCUUCCUUGCCUACGUCCUACCGGCCUACACCAUGGCAGGACUUCCGGCGGCUCCCACGUUCUUUGCUAGUAAUGGUGACAGUGAAUCCUAUGGAACAGGUGUAACACAGAGUACUGAAAACUCUAGAAAUAUAAUAUAG
Macrobrachium nipponense is the source of this 897-nucleotide messenger RNA. RefSeq names its product ATP-binding cassette sub-family G member 8-like. The transcript is spliced from 6 exons. NCBI's taxonomy places the organism in Eukaryota, Metazoa, Arthropoda, Malacostraca, Decapoda, Palaemonidae. Gene Ontology annotation, molecular function: ATPase-coupled transmembrane transporter activity. The coding region runs from base 79 to 897 and encodes 272 amino acids. Gene Ontology annotation, cellular component: plasma membrane. The record is from RefSeq and is a predicted model, not a curated record. Gene Ontology annotation, biological process: transmembrane transport.